Paramecium primaurelia is the source of this 630-nucleotide messenger RNA. The record is from the annotation of a GenBank genome assembly. Lineage: Eukaryota; Ciliophora; Oligohymenophorea; Peniculida; Parameciidae.
AUGAAGAUUACAUUUACUACUUAAUCAAAUUCAACUUAAAAUAAAUAUUGGGGAAUUAAUGCAUUUGAUUUAUAUAUUGGAAAAUGUUCAAUUAAUUGUGAAUAAUGUUACGGACCUGGUUAUAAAUAAUGUACUGCUUGUAUUAAAGAUUGGGUAGUUUUUAAAGGAGAAUGUAUUUAUUACAAUUAAAUUCCCCCUUUAACUUGGGAGCAUAUUAGCAUAGUUUAAUAACUAAAUAAUAUUUCAGAUAAUAUUUAUUAAAUAUAAUUAAAAAGUGAUUAAAUUGAUUAAGAAACCCUAAAAUUAGGUGAAAAUGAAAUCGAAUUUGAUUUAAAUAUGCCAAUAUUAAACUUAGAAAUUCAAGCCUAAUGUCUAAAAAAUGUAAAUAUAUACAACUCCUUUCAAAUCUAUAUCAGAUAAAAUAAUUAGAAGUAAUAUCUUUAUACUUUUAGUUGUAAAGAAAAUUUACCAACUAUUAUUAUUAAGACACAUUAAGUCUAAAAAUUUGAAUAAAUUAAAUAAUUCUUACUUAAUUUAACUGAAACAAGUGUUGAAUUAUAUUAAUUAGUAAUAAUAGAAUAUUAACAAACAUAACUUUUAAUUUUGAGCCUAAAUUUCAUAUGGAUUUGA